AUGAUGGCCUCGUUGAAAGAGUCACUGGCUGGUCCAGGAUACGUGAUCCUCAAUGCACUUCGGGUCAUAAACAUCAUCGUCUUCCUUGAUAUGAUUGCAGCCCAUGCGGUCAUGCUGGUCAAGAUUGACCUUCUGACCAGUUUCUUCUUUUUCGAAGCUGUUGGACAUGCCAUUGCAAUUGGCGUCUGCAUUUUCCUCAUAGUAUCAGAACUCCCAUUCUUCCGCGGAUACUUUGACCGUCACUGGCCAUCCCUCGGCGAAGACUCUGGAUUUGUCACACUAGCGUUCGCAAUGCUGAUACUUGGAAUUGGAGCAUUGGGCGACCUCAAUACAAAGGCUACAAGCCAAGAAGAGCUUGGGCUCACAUUUUGGAGAAUCAUCAUAUCAGCGGGAAUCUUGGCUCUCGUUGUCAGCGCCCUUAAUGUUGUUGCGAACUUUGCUUUUGCAGACCGUGAUAUUGGUGUUAGUGCACGCCACGUCCGUGUCUACGGAGCCGUUGCUCCGCAUAAGGUUGCCUCACGAACAUGCAGUCAACGAUCAUUCCGCCUCAGCACCAAGCGUGAAGACACGUUACCUUCGUACAGUACAUCAAGCCCUCCACUCCGCCGCUCCUCAACGGCAGCGAGCAUGCCGCGCAUUCCCAUCAAAAUUUCCCCACCACUCAACCCGAUGCGGAUGCCCAGUGCAAAUGAAUAUGCACCGUCGUCAAAGUACUCCCGGGAUUCAUCGGGAGUCACUAUGCCAGAUCUCGCUCACCAUCCGGCUAUGCAAUACCCCAACCAAUUAUAG
Aspergillus puulaauensis is the source of this 789-nucleotide messenger RNA. RefSeq lists its product as uncharacterized. The transcript has 3 exons. Lineage: Eukaryota; Fungi; Ascomycota; Eurotiomycetes; Eurotiales; Aspergillaceae. The record is from RefSeq and is a predicted model, not a curated record. Bases 1 to 789 code for a protein of 262 amino acids.